UUUAAGUAAGAUUCUGGGCACUGCUUAAACCAGCCUGUUGCGGAGUGCCCUGAGCCGAGAGGAGCCACGACUCAACAACAGAAGCUUCCAGGAGUCUGAGCCAGAGAAGGCCAGGUCGAGGGUGGAAGCUGGAGCAGCAGCCACUGAGGAGGUUGACAAGAUGCUGUUUAUCUUAGGGCUGUUCACGACGUUCCUCUUCAUCUUAUAUUUGACAGCUCCAUCCAUCAGGAAGUACUUUGCUGGUGGAGUUUGUACAACAAGUGUGAAGAUCCCUGGAAAGGUAGUGGUCAUCACAGGUGCCAACACGGGCAUUGGCAAGGAGACGGCCAGAGAGCUUGCUCGAAGAGGAGCUCGAGUAUACAUUGCAUGUCGAGAUGUGCUGAAGGGAGAGUCUGCUGCUAGUGAAAUCCGAGCGGAUACCAAGAACUCCCAGGUGCUGGUGCGGAAAUUGGACCUAUCUGAUACCAAAUCCAUCCGGGCCUUUGCUGAGGGAUUCCUGUCAGAGGAAAAGAAGCUCCAUAUUUUGAUCAACAAUGCAGGAGUGAUGAUGUGUCCAUAUUCUAAGACAGCGGAUGGCUUUGAAACCCAAUUUGGAGUCAACCAUCUGGGCCACUUUCUUCUUACAUACCUGCUUUUGGGGCGGCUGAAGGAGUCUGCUCCCGCACGGGUGAUCAACCUCUCCUCAGUGGCCCACCUUUGUGGCAAGAUCCGUUUCCAUGACCUCCAAGGCGAGAAAUACUACCACCGUUGUCUCGCCUAUGCCCACAGCAAGCUCGCCAAUGUGCUUUUCACUCGAGAGCUGGCCAAGCGGCUCCAAGGGACGGGGGUCACCUCCUAUGCGGUACACCCGGGUAUUGUCAUGUCUGAGAUCGUCCGGCACUCUGUCGUGCUGUGCCUGUUGUGGCGGCUCUUCUCACCCUUCUUCAAGUCCACUCGGCAGGGGGCCCAGACCAGCCUGCACUGCGCCCUGGCAGAGGGCCUGGAGCCCCUGAGCGGCAAGUACUUCAGUGACUGCAAGAGGACUUGGGUGUCUCCAAGGGCCCGGAAUAAGAAAACAGCUGAGCGCCUGUGGAAUGUCAGCUGUGAACUUCUAGGAAUCCAGUGGGAAUAGUUGGCUCAAAGACCAUGGCCUUUUCAGGGCCAAUCUAUGGCGUAAUAGAAGGGGACCAAAGAGAAGGCCAACCUGAAAGGAUUAUCCUCCUGGCCUGCUGCUGCUGCUGCUGCGACUCCUGCCUACCCACAACCUUUUUGUGAGGCAGGGCCAUAGUACAUCAUGAUAUUCACACCUGCAGACCAUUCUCGAAGCCUUAGAGAAUCCAUAAUUCUCGGGGGCUAGAGGACUGUGUAGAUUCCAGGUUGGACACAGGGGUGGUAGAAGAAUUGAAUCAGUUUCCUCACCAGAACUGUAGACAGUAGCUGAUGUGUUCACAGGAAUGCCAGCACUGCACACUCCUAGGAGCUGUAGCCUCAAACUUUAGAUUGGCCUCUUUUCUCGUUGAAAUGAAAUGGAAGGCGCAACCCUGGAGUUCAGACCAGUUCAGGAAGAAGAAGCUCACGUUGGCCAAACUUCAUUUCUUCCUUUGAGCAUCCUGGAGCCAUUGCGUGAAGCUGGACCUUUCCAUUUUCCAACAUGUAGACUCCCCCGCCCCACCUCCAAAAAAAAAAAAAAAAUUUCUUUACCUCAAUUUUUAGAGAAAUAAAGA
Messenger RNA from Psammomys obesus (fat sand rat), 1703 nucleotides. RefSeq names its product retinol dehydrogenase 12 (gene Rdh12). The record is from RefSeq and is a predicted model, not a curated record. NCBI's taxonomy places the organism in Eukaryota, Metazoa, Chordata, Mammalia, Rodentia, Muridae. The transcript has 7 exons. Bases 161 to 1111 code for a protein of 316 amino acids.